Messenger RNA from Alternaria burnsii, 3405 nucleotides. RefSeq names its product phenol 2-monooxygenase. The transcript is spliced from 5 exons. The coding region runs from base 1 to 3405 and encodes 1134 amino acids. The record is from RefSeq and is a predicted model, not a curated record. Gene Ontology annotation, molecular function: FAD binding. NCBI's taxonomy places the organism in Eukaryota, Fungi, Ascomycota, Dothideomycetes, Pleosporales, Pleosporaceae.
AUGGCGGUGGAAAACUACGACGUCGUUAUCGUUGGCGCAGGACCUGUUGGUCUCUGUCUUUCAACGUGUCUGGCGAGAUGGGGUUACAAGAUCAAGCAUAUCGACAAUCGACCGGAACCGACCGCCACUGGACGGGCGGACGGAAUCCAGCCGCGUUCCUUGGAUCUACUCCGGAAUAUGGGCCUCAAGCGCAAGAUUAUGGAGUACGAACCUGCAAAGGUUUAUGAGGUGGCUUUUUGGGACCCGGCGCAGAAGGGCAUUCACAGGACAGGUACUUGGGCUAGUUGUCCCAAGUUCAUCGAUGCACGGUACCCUUUUACUACGCUUCUCCACCAGGGCUUGAUUGAGCGGACGUUCAUUUCGGAUAUUGAGAAGAACGGCAGUGGUAUCCAGAGACCCUGGACAAUCAAGGGGUUCAAGAAUGAUGGCAAGGAUCCGACAUACCCUGUUGAGGUCAACCUGGCGCAUGUUGAUGGCACAAUGGAGGAGACUGUACGCGCAAAGUACUUGUUCAGUGGUGAGGGAGCAAGGAGUUUUGUAAGGGACCAGCUGGGUGUCAAGAUGAUCUACAAAGAUCCUAUUGCGCAUGUUUGGGGUGUCAUGGAUGGAGUUGUCAGAACAAACUUCCCAGACAUCAAGAUGAAAUGCACAAUCCACUCAGACAACGGCUCCAUUAUGAUCAUCCCACGCGAGAACAACAUGGUCCGCUUGUACAUUCAAGUCGCGUCUUCUACAGAUAAAGACUGGGACCCACGGAAGCAGGCUACUGCAGAAGACGUUCAAGCGCGUGCCAAAAAGAUUUUCGAACCAUACACCAUCUCCUGGGAUCGCGUGGAAUGGUACUCGGUCUACCCGAUUGGACAAGGUAUUGCUGAGCGCUACACACUCGACGAGCGCGUCUUCAUGGGUGGUGAUGCCUGUCAUACCCACAGCCCCAAGGCCGGCCAGGGUAUGAACACAGCCUUCUUAGAUGCAGUAAACUUUGCAUGGAAGAUUCACCACGUAGAGAGCGGCUGGGCACCACGAUCCCUUCUGUCGACAUAUGAGUCCGAACGCAAACUCAUUGCUGAAACUCUCCUCGACUUUGACGCCCGAUACGCAAAGCUCUUCUCCACCCGGAUACCCUCAGCUGGUGAAGUCGCUGGUGCAUCAGCAAAAGAAGCCGCCGAAGACAAUGAGUUCAUCAAGACAUUCAAAGCCAGCUGCGAAUUCACCAGUGGUUAUGGCGUAGCAUAUAAACCCAACAUGGUAAACUGGGGCCCAGAACACCCCGCACAGCACCCCCUCAUCCUGUCGUACGAAAAGGGCACAACCCAACGAACAGGCAGAAUCAUGACACCGGCAACCGUCACACGUGUCGUAGACGCCAACGUCGUACAUCUUGAACAAGAAAUUCCCAUGAACGGCUCCUAUCGCAUGUUCAUCUUCGGCGGUACCUUGGACAAGAGCGCAACAGCACUCAAAGACCUGGCAACACAAAUGUCAUCCCCAACAUCCUUCUUCAGCACGUUCCUCCACCGCGACCUCAAGGAGAAGGAUCGCUACCACGAAAAACACAACCCACAUACCGAUUUCCUUUCUCUGGCUCUUGUCUUUUCGCAGCCCCGCUCAAGUAUUCACAUCGAUGAGCAGUUGCCUCAGCCAUUCAACCGCUAUGCUGACCAUGUUUAUGCGGACGACGUCUGGGACCAGAGGGUGCCGGAUGCGAAGGCUGCGGCGCAUGCUAAGAUGGGGCUUGACGAGGAGAGGGGAGGCGUCGUUGUUGUCAGACCAGACGGGUAUGUCGGUGUUGUCGUUAAGCUGGAGGAAGGGAAGGGGACGUGUGAUGCAUUGGAUGCGUGGUUCUCGGGGGUUACAGGGAAGAAACUUGGGGCCGGUUGCUAUCGAGCUCUCAGUAAAAAGAUCAUGGCGCAAAGGUCAUUGUACGUUGCAGGCCUUGUGCCACUGCUAUUCGCAGUGUUCUACUUCCAACUCGGCAACCUCUCAAACUUUUACAACUAUGCUCUUCAAGCGUUGCAGACACCGUCCGCAAGUGUUGCACGUCAAGCUCCAACGACUGGAAAACCACCCAUCAUCAUGGCGGCAACCCCCGCCUUCAGCCACAUGGAAAAGAUCACGACGAUCACCGAAGGUCUCAUCUCACUCGGCUACCCCGUAAACUUCAUCACUGGACCAGACUUCAAAGACACGAUUGAAGCAAUGGGCGCAACAUAUAUCUCCAUCGAAGGUCAGGGAAACUUCAUCCUGUCCGAAGAAGACCUAGCAACGUUCGUCAGCCUGCAAGGCAACGAGCUCGAAGUCUUCGCUACGACAGCUAUCUUCAUCAAGACCAUUCCUAGACAUUACCGCACGCUGCAACGAACCUUCCAAGAGUUCCGUGACCAAUACGGCGAGAAAGAGAAGAUGAUUUACAUCUUCGACUUCACGUUCGGUGGCUCAUACCCUGUCGCCUACGGCGCACCUGGCAUUCGUCCUGACGCAGCGAUUGCUAUAGGUCUGGCGCCAUACGUGGCGGCUAGUAACGAUACGUUCCCUUUUCGUUCGGGAAAGCACCCAGAUACAAGUCCAGAGAGUAAGAGGAUCCAUUUUGAAGCGCAGCAGGCGCAGAACAGGGAUCAUCCUAUCGAUACUCCUGUCAAUGAGGCUGCUAAUGCCAUGCUCCGGCAGAUGAAUGCGACGAGAGAUCUGCCAGGCUUCAACGAGAUGGCGGCUUCUGGGUCAGAUAUAUUUCUUCAAUACGGCGUUCCGGCUUUCGAAUAUGAACGCAGUGACUGGCGACCGAACCUUAAGUUCAUGGGUGCACCCGUAUCCGUGGGAAUCGCAGACCACACGCUCCCGGAGUGGUGGAACGAUGUGCUUGAGGCAAAGGCAGCUGGAAAGAAGAUUGUUGCUGUGUCUUCCAGCAGUGUGGUCUUCGAUACGAGUGUGCUUAUCAAACCAGCUUUGGAAGCAUUCGGUGGUAGGGAUGAUGUAUUCGUCAUUGCUACGUUGGUUACGUCGGAUGUCGAAACGCUUGACUUCGAGAUCCCAGAGAAUACUAGAGUUGCAAAGUUCAUUCCUCUGGACUUGGCUCUGCCUUACGUAACUGUGCUAGUUACGAAUGGUGGAUACGGCACUGUUCAACAAUCACUCCGUGCUGGUGUGCCUAUGAUUAUCUCUGGAAUUGGACAGGACAAAUUGCAUACCGGAGCUCUCAUCAACUACAAGGGCUUUGGCAUAUACAAUGCUUUACCUCAGGUGACUGCUGAACUCUUGAUUGAGUCUUUCGAUAAGAUGAUGGGUAAUGCAACAUAUCAUGAGAGACUUAAUGUCGUGAAAGAGGACUACGCGAAAUACAAUGCGGUGGAAAUUGUGGAUGAGACGAUCAGACAGGUACUCAACGGUGAAGUGGACAUCUUGCUAUGA